UCUCUGUCAGAAAUAAAUAAACAUUAAAAAAAUUUUUAAAAAAACAAAAGAAUACAGUCAUCUUAGUUCCUUGGGCUUCCAGAGCAAAUUACUGUAGCCUAUAAAACAACAGACAUUUCUCAAAGUUCUGGAGGCUGGAAGUCCAAAUUAGGGUGCCAGCAUGGUCAGGGCAAGGCCCCCUUCAGGUUGCAGACUUCUUGCUGUGACCUCACGUGGUGUAAGGAGUGAGAAAGCUCUGUGGGAGUCUCUUCUUACAAGGGCACUAAUCCCAUCAUGAGGACUCCAGACUCAUGACUUUCGCCCUUCCCAAAGGCCUCACCUCCUAACACCAUCCUACUGGGCAUUAGGAUUUCACCAUAUGAAUGUUGAAAGGACACAAAUCUUCAGAUUGUUGUAAAAAUACUGUGUGAUAGUAUAACACAUACUAUGUGAUAUGCUUUUUUUUUUUUAACUUGGUAAUGUGUGAAGGUCAUCUAGGUAGAGAUCCUUUGUUUUUGUGCUUUUCUAGGACUCCCCCUGCCAGGUAGGAAUCUUUUCCUUUGCCCUCUCCACCCACCUCUGUUUCUCACUCGUGUUGACAGCCUGGUUGUUUGGAGUUAGUCUAAUCGAAUGAGAUAACACUUGGUCCAGCGGCAUCUGACUCUGCGCCCAGUGGUUCUGAGCACUGUCUCCUCUUGAGGCCCACAGAGGAGGGAUGUGAUCUUCCUGUUUUACGGGUGAGGACAAAGCACACACAUACCCUUCAUGGCCCUGGAGUCAUUGCUUCUGAAAGAGGAACAUUUUGGACAUGCUCUCUGUGUCCCACGGUGUCAUUUCCCUGUCGUCUAUCUAGCACAACCUAAAUCUUUCUCUUAGUGGGUCUGUGACCUGUGUGUGGAAGGACUGUGGGUUGGCAGUCACACCAUCCUCAUCCAUUCCAGCGGAGUUCCCACUGUCUAAUGGUAUGUCUGGUUCAUCUACAUAACUGUUAGGUGGCUUUUCUGAGACAGGGUGUAGAGUAUGGUGUCGUCGAUUUUUUAAUUUCAUUCACUUACUCAGCAAACAUUGGCCUGAUGGCUGCUUUGCUGAGACAGGAAGGGAGAAGGAGGACUGGGCAAGGCAGAGGCCCUCAAGAUAAGGGGUCAGGAAGGGCCUCAAUGAGAAGGUGAUUGUGGCCAAGCACCAGCUAAAGGGAGGGAGCCUCCCUGGCAGAGGGGAGGUUCAAGCAGGGUUCUGAGCAGCCUCAUAGCCAUAGAGGGGCCAGGAAGUUAGUUGAAGCCAAGGACAGUCGCUAUUCCCAUGGAAGGCAGAUGCAUGACCCUGCUGUAACAGGGCCAGGUUCUGGGUGCACUAGGAGAGUGGAUUUGGAGUAGACUGUGAAAGAAUGAGGAGGAAAGGUAGUUUCAGGAUCAGGUCUUGGGUAGAGGUGCCCAGACCAAGCUGGGGGCAGAAAUAGGAGCCUAGUGUUAGAUGUUAAGUAUCUGAGAUGCCAAAGAACAUCUCCAUGAAGAUGUUGAGUUGGAGGGAAGGGGAUUGCCAGUUCACCUGCACCAAAAAGGAGACCCUAGGCUCCACUGAACAUUCAGGCUCGUAGGAUAACCAUGGCCAGUGCCAGAUAUGUGCAGGAUGUGGGGCAGGAAGAAGCACGGGCAGGAGCAGGAGUUGGUCUGGCUUAAGGCCUUAUGGCCACAUGUGCCACAUGCCUCCUGUGUCAUCUGUACCCACUGGGAAGGCCCUGAAUGAGGUUCCUAUUGGUGUUUAUCGUUGGAUCCUGGCCUAGUUGCAGUGGGGCCAUAGUGCCAAUGACUACUUCUGCCAGGUUCCCAUAGGACCAGAGCUGUAUUAUACAUGAAGGUCAAAUUCUCAAACAGGUGAGGAUGGCUGGAGGCCUUGGCUGAGGGAGCAAUGUCCAGGAGACUUGGUAGAGACCAACUUGCAGGAGCACAAGAGACCAGUGUCAUCCUGUCAACAGGGGGCAAGGAUCUGACCACAUGGAAGUCAUGGGAGACCCUGACCAGGGCCACUUUCUGGUGGGGUGGGGGUACGGAGACCUCUCAUGGAGAGGUAUCUGGACGAGACCAUGGGGAAGAUGACUGACAAUGAGAGAUGGCAAGUCUGUGAGUUGGUCGAGUGGAUGUGGGUGUUGGAUACACUGCCAAGAGGGCAGGAGGUGGAGUGGGUGGUGGAAAUGGCUUCCUCAUCUUUGUUCUGAGAUCUGGUGAGGCAGGCCCACCCUGCCUCACACCCAUUUUUUUCAAAUUUUAUUCUUAAUCUGUUAUCCACCAUCUAUCGUUCAUGUGAAUUCAAGGUAGUUUUACUCCGUUAAAAGGCACCUGUUGGAAUCCUAAUUAGAGUUGCACUGACACAAGCACACACAGAUUUGGGGGGAAUGGACAUUCUUGGUGAAUAAGUCUACCAUUGUGUUCCGCAGAGGCAGCUGCAGUUGGGAGUUCAGGAUUUGUAUUCCCAAAAGUUGUCCAUGCAAACUUACACAUACAUCUGAUAUUCUACAAAGAAAUCAAACAAACAGAUGAAGCACCCUGUUUGUUGAGGUACCUGCUGAGCUGCAUGCAUGAGAAGGUUGAUCACCAUCUUGUACCAUUUUUCCUAGAGUGAUCUGCCCACUUGGCUUCUGUGUCCCUGUUACAGACACCCUUUGGCACUCCAAAAGAUGUGAACCCCAUUCCCCCAUUAGGAGAGCCUUUGGUCCCCCUUUUUUUCCCCCGUAUUUUGAGUAUGAUAGACAUCUCAGCUUAAUUUAGCCUGAUAAGCCCCCAGAACCCGCUCACCCCCAGGCCUCCACAUCAGGUGUUCAGACCAGAUCCCUGGGUGACUCUGUACUUAGUCCUCCAGAAUCAACCAUUUGUCCUGCCUCCGUUCCCAGUCCCUGGUGGAGCCACCACCAGGCUGAUGACCCCAGCCUCAGUGGAGCAUCAGGGCAACUGGGGCACAACCACAUGAGACUGAGGCGUCAGUGGGGCCACAGGAGUUACGGUCAAGCCAAGCAUGCCGGACCUGGAGUGAGGCCCCCACAGGAGUGUGGACCUUGAGGAAAGCCUGUCUUCACUGGGAGAUUGUCUGUGGAGGCAGCCUGGCCUGGCACCCACACCAGACCUGAUGAACAUUUCACACCUAUGUGAAUGCUCUGGCAUGGGCCCUUGUGCCUAGACUGUGGGCCUGAGCAGGUGCCUCAGAGUCCUUGCUAGCUCCCUAGCUGAUCAUAAAGACCCCAGGUCUGGAGAGCAAAACCUUGUGGCUGGGCCCAUGGGAAGAGUUCACAGUGGGGGCUGGACUCCCUCAGAACUCAAGGGUCUGUGGGGGCAAGGGUGGGCCCCUCAUGUGCUCCCUCCUCUUCCUCAGCCCCACAGGCUCCUCUGACUUCCACCUUCCUUGGAAACCUCAAGGGAUCACGCGAUGGCAGCAGCCAGGCUCCUACCACCACCAGCAGGACCCCAACCCCUGUCAUUCCAGGCCAAGGUGACCUUUGAGGAUGUGGCUGUGCUCCUCUCCCAGGAGGAGUGGGACCGCCUGGGCCCUGCUCAGCGGGGCCUCUACCGACACGUGAUGAUGGAGACUUAUGGCAACGUGGUGUCACUGGGACUUCCAGGAUCAAAGCCCAACGUGAUCUGUCAGCUGGAGCGAGGAGAAGAGCCAUGGGUCCUGGAUGGGCAAGGGGCUGAGGAGACUGGGGGCUUGGGCAUUGGCCAUUCAGAUAACUCCAAACGUGACCACAUGGCAGCUUGUAGGCAGCAAGACAGUUCACCCUGUCCAUGGGAAUAUGAAAACAAGGGAGAGAACCAAAAUAGGGACGUGAGUCGGAAGCCAUUUAUUUCAGAGGAAAUAUCGGUGAUCCUGGGGAAAGCACCCAAAGGAUGGAUUGAUCAAAAAAGUUAUGAACCUGAGCAGAGUUUCUGUGUGAGUCCAAGCCCUGUUGGCCCACCUGAAGUUCAGGUCUUGAGCCAGAGUGUGCCUCUCUCUCAGAAUCAGGCUGUUCCUAGUGGGGAGAGACCCUACAAGUGCACCGAGUGUGGGAAAUGCUUUGGUCGGAGCUCCCAUCUCCUCCAGCAUCAGAGAACACACACUGGAGAGAAGCCCUAUGUGUGUGGUGUGUGUGGGAAGGCCUUCAGCCAGAGCUCUGUCCUCAGUAAACAUAGGAGAAUCCACACUGGCGAGAAGCCCUACGAGUGUAACGAAUGCGGAAAGGCCUUUCGAGUGAGCUCAGAUCUUGCUCAGCAUCACAAGAUACACACGGGAGAGAAGCCACAUGAGUGUCUUGAGUGUCGGAAGUCAUUCACUCAGCUCUCGCAUCUUAUUCAGCACCAGCGGAUCCACACGGGAGAAAGACCCUACGUGUGCCCACUGUGCGGGAAGGCGUUCAACCACAGCACCGUCCUGCGCAGCCACCAGCGGGUGCACACCGGGGAGAAGCCACACGAGUGCGCACAGUGCGGCCGUGCCUUCAGCGUGAAGAGGACGCUCCUCCAGCACCAGCGGGUGCACACCGGGGAGAAGCCCUACACCUGCAGUGAGUGCGGCCGGGCCUUCAGCGACCGCUCCGUCCUCAUCCAGCACCACAACGUGCACACUGGGGAGAAGCCCUACGAGUGCGGCGAGUGUGGGAAGGCCUUCAGCCACCGCUCCACACUGAUGAACCACGAGCGCAUCCACACGGAGGAGAAGCCCUACGGGUGCUAUGCGUGCGGGAAGGCCUUCGUGCAGCACUCUCACCUGACCCAGCACCAGCGGGUGCACACCGGGGAGAAGCCCUACGUGUGCGGCGAGUGUGGACACGCCUUCAGCGCCCGCAGGUCUCUGGUCCAGCACGAGAGGAUCCACACAGGCGAGAGGCCCUUCCGCUGUGCACAGUGUGGCAAGGCCUUCAGCCUAAAAGCAACACUGAUCGUGCACCUGCGGACCCACACUGGGGAGCGGCCGUACGAGUGCAGCCGCUGCGGCAAGGCCUUCAGCCAGUACUCCGUGCUCAUCCAGCACCAGAGGAUCCACACGGGCGAGAGGCCCUACGAGUGCGGGGAGUGCGGGCGCGCCUUCAACCAGCACGGUCACCUGAUCCAGCACCAGAAGGUGCACAGGAAGCUGUGACCUCCUCUGCCACUAGGAGAACUCCCCUCCCCCGCCCCCCUCAGCCCAGGAGAAGGUUCUGGUAGCUCCGUGGGAUGCCAUUGUUUGGUCAUUUAGUGUCACAAGUAACUCCAAAGAGAAGCACUGAGCAUGUUCCUAUGGAAGAAUGACAGAGCAUGCCUGUUUUGUUUUUCUCCACAUCUUGAAGUUAUAUUGAAGAGUAAAUGACACAACUAUGGUAAAUUUUGGUAAAGACACCCAUAAUUCUUUAACAUUAGAAAGUUUAUUGGAAGAAACUGAAGGAAUUGAAGACAUAAGGAUUACUAUCACAAUGAAACUUUCUUACAUUCUAAAUAAAGAUUUUGCUUAGAAUAUUACAUGCCUUUCCUAAAAACAGUAACUAUUCUAAUUAUUCCCUCUAAAAUUAGAAUUGGAUUAUGUGCAGUAUUCUGUGAAAACACUAAAGUGUGUGGAUAAAAUGAUAUAAAAAAAGAUUGUCAUCAAGUAUAAUGUAAUAUGGCUAGAAAUGCUAAGUGUGUGGAACCACUUGUUUUGUAUGAAAAAAAGAAAAAGUCUAAAUAUUAGUGAGAAAACACUUCAUCUGGUGUUUGAACUUUAUUCAAGAUGAGAAGGGAUGUCCUAACUUUUUAGUGAAAAUUCAACUCAAAAAUGAAUGUUUGCCUCAAAACCCACCCUUAUGACUUACAGACCUUACGCUCUGGAACUCAUAGGAUGUCUUGGGUCUCUGGACCCCAUGUGGGUAGGAAGGGAGCUUUGCCCUCAGAGCCCAGACCUUAUAGCUGCUACACCAGCUGGGUGCCUCUUUACACAUUGUGGUGUUUCCCAAAAAAGUUUUACUGAAAAGACCGUUCUUUGAUACAUAUUUUUUAUGAUCUAAAAUUUUCAUUCCUGUGUUUGAGGUUUUUAUUUUUUUACGUGCCAAGAAGACUCUGGUAUACAUUAUCAUAUACUAAAAUGAAUCCAUUUUAUUCAUAAUUUUUAAGUUCUCUCUCUCUCUCAAGCUUCUCAGAAGAAAUGAAGGACUAGAGUUGAUCCUCAAGGGCACGGCAACACACUGGCACUGAUAAAAGCUCCUUUUCCCCUCGCUGUGAUACUGCUGAGAAGAUAACAUCACAGGUGAAACUCUGGAAGUUGAAGUAGCUGGUGUUACCUCAGCAAGGAGAUAGGCUCCUUCUGAAAGGGACUGAUGUCACUAACAUGUACUGCAGAGCAGUUGGGGUCACUAAGGCGUAUGUUAGGAGAUGAGCUCACUGAGGUGUCCCUUCACUGGAGUAGAGAUCACACGGGUGUUUCUUCAGAGAUGGCUGAAAUCCCCAAGGAGAGACUGUAGUGGAGUCUAAGGUCAUGGGGCAAUUCAGAGGAGCUGAUCACUGGGUGGUUACUUCAGAGGAGAGAGCAAUAGUGUCACUUCAGGGAAGCUGAAGUCCCUCAGAUGUUACUGCAGACAGUAGCUGAAAUCACUAAGAUGAAACUCCAGAUCAAUAGAGUUCACAGAAGCAUUACUUAAGAGAGGAGCUGAGACCAGUGAGGUGCUAGCUCAUAAAUUCCCACAGAGGGAAGCUUCCGCCCCGUGCUGGUUGAGUUCCUAGCUGGCAUCUGACUCAGUGGCUGCCCCUCAGAGCCCACCACUACCCGGGGUACAAUUCCUAAUCAUGUGGAAGAGUUAGAAUUCUUAAGAAAUAGGCAUAUUCCAGUCAAGAUGAGAACAGGAGUUCAGUUAAAUACAAUGUACAGAAAUACUUGUUUGGGAAGAUGCUGUGUAUCACAGGACAACAUAAAUUACACAGUACAGAUCGUUCUGGAUCACUAAAUCCAAAUAAUCUAGGGUUUUCAGGGGGGCCAAAAUGUAUAGUUGGCUUUUUUACCUUCUUAAGUGAACUUAAUAUUCUGCCUUUGCUUGCUAUCAGCCGCCAUUGACCCACUGGUGAGUAUAAGGCUCAAGUGUCUCUGCAGCUGGGAGGUGGCUUCAGUGCCCUUCUCCCUGGGGAGGAUGCCUGGGCCAUGCAUUUUUGCCACUCACCUCUCCAAGGACCAGGAGGUAGUAUAUAACCUGCCAGAACAUAUGGUCAGUCUCCCUUUUUUGGAAGUGGUAUCAGGCACCAGAAUGACUUUGGGGUCCUUUCACCCUGUUAAUUGCCAUUACCUCCCACCUCUGACUGGUUAACAGUAUUUCACACUUACUUUGGAUUUUUUUUACUUUUAUUUACAAGUUUUUCCAUUUUAUGCAUUUAAAUUCUUAUUUCUCCUUACUGCUACCAAGAAUUUAACAGUUCUCAAGUUUUCUGUUACUUAGAAAACACCUGGAACUUUAUUUCUGUGUACUGUGUAUAAUCAGACAUAUUUUCCAAUAAAAAAAGAAAUGACUAGAACACCUA
Felis catus (domestic cat) is the source of this 7454-nucleotide messenger RNA. RefSeq names its product zinc finger protein 250 (gene ZNF250). Lineage: Eukaryota; Metazoa; Chordata; Mammalia; Carnivora; Felidae. The coding region runs from base 3394 to 5079 and encodes 561 amino acids. The record is from RefSeq and is a predicted model, not a curated record. Gene Ontology annotation, biological process: regulation of cytokine production; negative regulation of transcription by RNA polymerase II; regulation of immune system process. The transcript is spliced from 5 exons.